Messenger RNA from Penicillium maclennaniae, 456 nucleotides. RefSeq lists its product as uncharacterized. The record is from RefSeq and is a predicted model, not a curated record. The coding region runs from base 1 to 456 and encodes 151 amino acids. The transcript has a single exon. NCBI's taxonomy places the organism in Eukaryota, Fungi, Ascomycota, Eurotiomycetes, Eurotiales, Aspergillaceae.
AUGCAUUUCCGAAACCCGUUUAGAAGAAGAAAGGAGGAAGCAAUAGAGUCUUAUCAAGAAGAGGAGGCGGAAAGAAAGAGAAAAGAAGAAGCAGGAAAGGCGGAAGAACGAAAAAAGCGCAUCUCGAGACCAUCUGGAUCCUCCAACAACUAUUACACCGGCGCUUCGAACAGAGAACCCGAAGGGUAUAACUCAUCAAUCAAAACAUAUAUGGUGGUAUCACAAGCUGGGGGUGGUGAUAGUACCAGCGCUGAUACUGGUGCUAGUGGCCACCACCAUUCUGGCGGAACAAGCAGCCACCAUCAUAGUAGCUGUCAUACCGGUGGCAGCAGUUCUUACUCUGGUGGCGGGGAUUCGGCAGGCUAUUCAGGAGGCCAUUCAGGAGGCCCUUCAGGGGGUGGUGACUCUGGUGGCGGUGGUGGUGGUGGUGAUGGAGGGGGAGGUGGUGGUUGCUAA